AUGCUGCUUCAUCGUCGAGCUAUUGUUUCAUUUGGCCUCCGUAUGUGUUCAGCUCAUACCACCACAAGACCUUUGGCGGACACGUCAAGCUUCAGCUCAGAUAUGUCUGAAUUCCGAAAGGCCUUCUCCAAAGCCAAGCACAUCGCAAUUAUCACCGGGGCAGGUGUGAGUGCUGAGAGCGGAGUGCCAACGUUCCGGGGUGAACAUGAAAAAUGGAGGAAAUGGCAGUCCCAAGACCUGGCUUCCCCAGAGGCCUUCUCGCGCUAUCCGUCCCGUGUCUGGGAGUUCUACCAUCACAGACGAGAGGUAGCCUUGAGCAAGAAGCCCAAUGCCGCACAUGUUGCAAUAGCUGAGUGUGAGGCCCGGCUUAAAAAGCAGGGCCGCAAUGUUGUGGUCAUCACGCAGUGCAUCGACGACCUGCACCAGCAGGCCGGCUCCAAACACGUGCUCAGGAUUCAUGGUAGCCUGACGGAGACACGUUGUCUUAGUUGUGGUGAUGUGGAUGUCAACAAGCGCAGCCCCAUAUGUGCAGCGCUCAGGAACAAGGGGUCUCCUGACCCUGACGUUGCCGAUGCUAACAUUCCAGUGGAUAAGCUACCAAGGUGUUCCGAAAGUGAUUGCAAUGGUCUGCUGAGGCCGAACGUGGUGUUUUUUGGGGAGACGCUGGACUCGCACCUCCUGACCAAAGUGGAAAAAGAGCUGGAAAUCUGCGAUCUUUGUUUGGUGGUGGGUACAUCGUCCAUUGUUUACCCGGCAGCCAUGUUUGGCCCCCAGGUGGCAUCCAGAGGUGUUCCUGUGGCAGAAUUCAAUCUCGGAGGAACACCAAAAUCAGAGUACUUCACGUACCACUUUCAAGGCCCUUGUGGAACGACACUGCCUUCGGCCUUGGCACAGCAUGAGUCCGAGGUUGUUUAA
Molecule: messenger RNA, 915 nt
Organism: Nerophis lumbriciformis (worm pipefish)
Lineage: Eukaryota; Metazoa; Chordata; Actinopteri; Syngnathiformes; Syngnathidae
Source: RefSeq, a predicted model, not a curated record